Molecule: messenger RNA, 411 nt
Organism: Rhizopus microsporus ATCC 52813
Lineage: Eukaryota; Fungi; Mucoromycota; Mucoromycetes; Mucorales; Rhizopodaceae
Product: Sybindin-like protein
Exons: 3
Coding region: 1-411 (136 amino acids)
Biological process (GO): endoplasmic reticulum to Golgi vesicle-mediated transport
Cellular component (GO): TRAPP complex
Source: RefSeq, a predicted model, not a curated record
AUGGCUCUGAUCUACUCUUUAUACAUCAUCAAUAAAGCAGGCGGUUUAGUUUAUCAAAAGGAUUUCUCAAAUCAGCUCGAAAAACUAUCAAGUAAUGAAUAUCUUGUGUUAGCUGGUACAUUUCACGGUGUUCAUGCCAUCACUUCCAAGAUUUCACCCAUACACAAUUCAACAGGAAUUCAAAUGCUUGAAGCAGAGAAUUUCAAGCUUUACUGUCAUCAGACAUUGACAGGAACCAAAUUCCUUUUGAUAACUGCACCACAACUCAACAAUGUUGAUUCUUACAUGAAGAGAAUAUAUGAUCUGUACAGUGACUUUGUCAUGAAGAAUCCCUUUCAUACACCUGAAAUGCCUAUUCGUUCAGACCAAUUUGAUCAGUCAUUACUAAAGUUUAUCAACUCAAGUGCCUAA